UGCACAGCCUCCCUCAUGGCUCCACCCUUCUCCAGUUAGGGAGCAUCUCCACACUCCAGAGACCAAGGCUCCUGGUGUGCCCAUAGCCCAGGCAGCAUCCAGCUGGCAGGCAGCUCCCACAAGACCCUGAGCCUACAGAGGACAUGUCCGACUAUGAGAAUGACGACCAGUGCUGGAGUGCCCUGGAGAGCUUCCGGGUGAAACUCAUCUCCGUCAUUGACCCUUCACGGAUCACACCCUACCUGCGCCAGUGCAAAGUCCUGAACCCUGAUGAUGAGGAGCAGGUGCUCAGUGACCCCAACCUGGUCAUCCGCAAGCGGAAAGUGGGUGUGCUCCUGGACAUCCUGCAGCGGACAGGCCACAAGGGCUAUGUAGCCUUCCUUGAGAGUCUGGAACUCUACUACCCUCAGUUAUACAGGAAAGUUACUGGCAAGGAGCCAGCACGUGUCUUCUCCAUGAUCAUUGAUGCUUCAGGGGAGUCGGGCCUGACGCAGCUGCUGAUGACAGAGGUCAUGAAGCUACAGAAGAAGGUUCAGGACCUGACAGCCCUUCUGAGCUCCAGGGAUGACUUCAUCAAGGAGCUGAGGGUAAAGGACAGCCUACUGCGCAAGCACCAGGAGCGGGUACAGCGGCUCAAGGAAGAGUGUGAGCUGAGCAGCACGGAGCUGAAGCGCUACAAGGAUGAGAAUUAUGACCUGGCCAUGCGCCUGGCACGUCUCAGUGAAGAGAAAGGCACAGCACUCAUGCGGAACCGUGACCUGCAGCUUGAGGUGGACCAGCUCAAGCACAGCCUCAUGAAGGCUGAGGAUGACUGCAAGGUGGAGCGCAAACACACACUGAAGCUCAGGCACGCCAUGGAGCAACGGCCUAGCCAGGAGCUGCUGUGGGAGCUGCAGCAGGAAAAGGACUUGCUGCAGGCCCGGGUGCAAGAGCUGGAGGUCUCUGCGCAGGAGGGUAAGCUAGACAGAAAUAGCCCAUACAUUCAAGUGCUGGAGGAAGACUGGCGUCAGGCACUCCAAGAACACCAGGAGCAGGCCAGUACCAUCUUUUCCCUACGCAAGGACCUCCGCCAGGCUGAGACCCUCCGGACCCGGUGCAUGGAGGAAAAGGAGAUGUCUGAGCUGCAGUGCCUGGCCUUGCGCAAGGAUGCCAAGAUGUACAAGGACCGUAUCGAGGCUAUCUUGCAGCAGAUGGAGGAGGUCUCCAUUGAGCGGGACCAGGCUAUGGCCUCAAGGGAAGCACUGCAUGCACAGUGUGCGCAAAGCUUUCAGGACAAAGAUAAGCUUCGAAAGCAGGUUCGAGAACUGGGUGAGAAGGCAGAUGAGCUGCAGUUGCAGCUGUUCCAGACUGAGGGCCGAUUACUGGCCACUGAGGGCAGACUCAAGCAGCAGCAAUUGGACAUGCUCAUCCUGAGCUCUGACUUGGAGGAUGGUUCACCCAGGAACUCCCAGGAGCUCUCACUGCCUCAGGACCUGGAGGAGGAUGCCCAGCUCUCAGACAAAGGUGUCCUGGCAGACAGGGAGAGCCCAGAGCAGCCCUUCCUGGCUCUGAACAAGGAGCAUCUUUCACAGACCCAUGGCACGAGACCCAGCAGCAGCGAGCCUCCGGAGAAGGAGCGGCGGCGCCUCAAGGAGAGCUUCGAGAACUACCGCAGGAAGCGGGCGCUCCGCAAGAUUCAGAACAGCUGGCGGCAGGGAGAAGGGGAUCGCGAGAAUACGACAGGCAGCGACAACACCGACACCGAGGGCUCCUAGAGGACCACCCCGAGGCUGAGCAUCUGUGUAACUGUGAGGGGAUGCUGAGGUUUUGUUUUUUGUUUUUUGUUUUUUUACUGUACGCUACACAUGCGUUGUACAAGUAUUAGAAAAAUGCAGCUAAAUAAAAUGACCACCGAGCUGA
This is a messenger RNA of Grammomys surdaster, 1899 nucleotides long. RefSeq names its product caspase recruitment domain family member 9 (gene Card9). The record is from RefSeq and is a predicted model, not a curated record. The transcript is spliced from 13 exons. Gene Ontology annotation, biological process: positive regulation of canonical NF-kappaB signal transduction; regulation of apoptotic process. The coding region runs from base 144 to 1754 and encodes 536 amino acids. Lineage: Eukaryota; Metazoa; Chordata; Mammalia; Rodentia; Muridae.